AUGGGAAAAGCAUCACGCUGGUUUCGCGGUUUUCUCGGUCUAAAAAAACCGGAUUACGCUUCAACCGAUCAGAAACCACCCAAAGAGAAACGGAGAUGGAGUUUCGUCAAAUCAUACAGAGAACAACAACAACAACAUCACAACAGCCACGUCCACGUCGACAACAUUAACAACAACAAACAGGCCAUCGCAGUCGCUGCUGCCACCGCCGCCGCUGCGGAGGCCGCCGUAGCCGCUGCUAAAGCCGCUGCCGACGUCGUGAGAUUCAAUAGCAGUAACGGCAUCGUCCGGUUACGCGAACAAUGGGCGGCCGUUAAGAUCCAAGCCGCUUUUCGAGCAAGUUUGGCGAGGAAGGCACUGCGGGCAUUAAAAGGGCUGGUGAAGCUCCAGGCUCUUGUGAGAGGGCACAUUGAGAGGAAAAGAACAGCAGAGUGGCUCAAACGGAUGCAAUCACUUGUGCGGGCACAGGCACGAUUUAAUGCUGCACGUAUCCUGCAAACAUCACACUCUAAUGUAAAAUCAUCUACACUCUAUCUCCAUGGGGGUCCAGCAACACCAGAGAAAUCAGAAAGCCCUGUUAGAUCUAGGAGCAUGAAAUCCGAACAUUCACCGUUAUUCAAGAGAAACGGUUCCAAAUCAUGUCUCCCAUUCAGCGGCAAUAUAUCAGAGAAUCAGAUAGACGAACAAUCAUGGAAUAGAGUAAAGUCACUGAUAAGAUCAUAUAGCAGGAGUGAUGAGAAAACUGAAAGGAUUGUGGAAAUUGAUUCGGGAAAACAACACAUAAUAACCUCGAAGCGUAGAAACCUCUUUCACUCCAUAAGUGAUACUGAUCAUUAUUAUUAUAGUCAGAAUUUAACUCCUACAAAGGAAUCAAAAUCUCAUCAAUCUAGUCAAAGUCAAUCAUGUGAGGUUCAAUCUUAUUACAACCCGCAUAAACUCAGCGAAGUCGAAGAGAAUAGUCCUCAAUUUUUAUCAUCUGCAACUUCAAAAGAGGAUGGAUACAAAAGAAGCCCUUUUACUCCUACAAAGAGUGAUGGAUCAAGAAGUUACCUUAGAGGCUAUUCUGAUUACCCAAGUUACAUGGCAUAUACAGAGUCAUCAAAGGCAAAAGUUAGAUCCAUGAGUGCACCAAAACAAAGGCCUCAACAUGAGAAAUCUAGUUCCUCUAAUAGGUACUCACUGAAUGGACAUGACAUUGCAAGAUUGGCAGCACAGAGAAAUUCUGCACUGCAAGCAAGUUUUGCAAGUAAAGGGUAUCCAGGUUCUGGUCGUUUGGAUAAGCUUGGAAUGCCUGUGGGGUAUAGAUAA
Molecule: messenger RNA, 1308 nt
Organism: Vicia faba (fava bean)
Lineage: Eukaryota; Viridiplantae; Streptophyta; Magnoliopsida; Fabales; Fabaceae
Source: the annotation of a GenBank genome assembly